GCCGCGGCCUCCUCCUCCCCGUACCUCGACUACUCCUCGGCCGCCGCGGCCGCGGCCUACGCGGCCCAGUACAACGCCGCCGUGGCCGCCGCCGCGGCCUACGAGCCCUACCCGUACGUGGCGUCGCCGGGCUACGCCGUGGCCGGCUACGGCUACGUGCCCCAGGGGGCGGGCGCGAUGAUCGCGGCCGGCGGAGGGGUCUCCCCGCCGGCGCCGUCCCCCGCCGCCGGAGGGGGGCCCCAGGCCUCGGCCUACGCGGCGGCGUUCCAGGGCGCGCACCACCUGCAGGGCGACCGCCUCUGAGCGGCCGCGGUGUGGGUUGGGGGGGGGGGUUCGUAGUCGCGGUGUGCCGCGUGGUCGUGUGAGAGUGGGGGAGUUGCGCGGGGUGAGGUGGUGCAGGAGGAUGCGGUGCUGAGUGGGAUUGCCGGUGCCGGCGGUGGCAAGGUCGGCGGCCUCUGCUGAGGAGGAGGAGGUUCGUGAAGGACGCUGCUGCUGCUGCUGGGGGAACUUGGAGGCAGUCGCCCUCCAGCAACAACGGAGGGCGGAGAAUAGCCACGCUCACAACAACGAGCGGAGCGCGGGGCGGAUAAAGCGCAGCGAGUUGGCGCGGUAGGGGGAGCGCAGCCGGUCACCUCAGUCAACUCAACCCACGGCACCUGCUGGGGUCUGCCCUGUGACCUCCUGCCAGCGAGCCUUCAACACUGCACGUAGCCUCAAAGUGCACCUAGCCUGGCACAAACACGGUGGUGACGUCACCGCCACGAAGUGGCGAAUUGUUCGGGAUAAAUAAGCAAUUCAAUUGUAUCACAACUACUACCACGUUGCCUAACUAAAAACAAUAAUUUAAACUUUUUUUGGUUAUUUUAUCAGGUAAGGCCCCACUGAGCUACGUAGCCCUUUUUCAAAAGCGACUCAGCUAUCACACGUGACAGCUCAACAAAGUGGCUUACCACGUGGACAUUUACAGCAGCCAAAUACUCUAAACGCGUCUUUGUAAAUGUGGAGGGAAAAUCCAAUGGGAGAGAGAGAGACAUGCAAACUCCAAAUACACAGCAGGCGUCAGAGUAGGGAUUGAAAUCAAGGCCUUCUGCGUACCAGGCGAGGGAGUUAACAUCUCGCCACCGUGGCGCCCAAAUACGGCCUCAUUGUACCUGGCUACGACCACCCGCCGUUGUAAGGUAGCCUUGUGCGUGUGCUCGUUUUGGGCGGUUACAUCUGACCACAGGUAAGGAGAGUGACCCCGUGUCUCAAUGUGGAACCAACGACCCAGGGGGCAGUAGCCAUCGCCACGUGUUCGUCACAACGGCCUCGCGACGUCACAAUAGACGCCCGGGUCUGAGCCAAUCGGCACUCAGCGGCUGAACCGGAAGCAGAUCACCUCGCUUUCUGGAAUUGCGCGUGUUGUGUCUGCGUGGGGCGCGGUCGUGUAGCGGUUAGCGCGCUGCGCUACGAACCCGGCAACCAGAGUUUGAUUCCCGCUCGCUGCUACCGACGCCAGUGACGAUUCGGUCGACUUG
This is a messenger RNA of Petromyzon marinus (sea lamprey), 1517 nucleotides long. NCBI's taxonomy places the organism in Eukaryota, Metazoa, Chordata, Hyperoartia, Petromyzontiformes, Petromyzontidae. The record is from RefSeq and is a predicted model, not a curated record.